AAUUCGGAAAAGCGUGACAAGGAUAAUGCGGUGUCUCGAGAUAAAGGUUGUAGAAAUGUGAAUAAAUCGGAUCAUAUUGAUGUAACGGAGAGAUUUAUGGAUAAGGGAGUUGCGGAUGGUAAAAAUAAGGAAAAAAGAGUGACUUCGAAAAAGAAUGAAUUGGGUGGUCCGUCUCAGAGUACACCUACGGAGAAUGUGGUAACUGCAGGUUCAGGGGAGGAUAAAAAUCAAGCAGAAAUAACGCCUGAAUUUUGCAAGUCAGUGUCUGUGAAGCGCUUCAAGUUUUCUCCAGGAAUGCUGAUCAAGCAAAGCCAGGAUGAUGGAGGUGAUGAAGUAACAUGGAGAAUAUCUCCAGUGAAUGAACGACUUCAUGCCGUGUCCAAACAGUUACCAGAGAUGGUAAAGGUGUUGGCGGAUUCAUCACGCUUCAACUCCUUAAGUAUUCAAGAAUGUUCGCUGAAAAAGACGUCUCCUGGGACAGAAAGAAAGUUUGAGAAGCGACUUUGUUCACCUCCACUGAAGGCGCUUGAUAAAUCAUUAGUAAGCUCAAAUAGGGCUAGCUUGAGAAACAGAAACAACGAUCAUGUAAUGGAUCUGUGGGAAACCAAUGGAAACUUUAACUGCCAGAGCAAAACUGAAGUAACUAACAGUCAGAGUCCUUUUCAAACUCCACCAUCUUUGACAUACGGCAGUGAUAAGCCUGCCAAUGCGGUCAAUAAUAAUGAAGUUACUGAUCAGCUUGGUUCAAGGCAACACAAAAAGGUCUUUGACUACAAUUAUGAUGAGGAACUUACUUGCUUUCCAGGUGCUAUAGUGUUGUUGCACCAGGAGAUACUAUUCAUGUCAUUGGUUGCUUCCAGUUUCAGUUGCUCAAGGCGAGCUGUGCUGGAUGAGAGGUUAAAAUCUGGCGAGUAUUCAGCUGCAGCAUUGAUUGGCACAUAA
Molecule: messenger RNA, 942 nt
Organism: Nicotiana tabacum (common tobacco)
Lineage: Eukaryota; Viridiplantae; Streptophyta; Magnoliopsida; Solanales; Solanaceae
Source: RefSeq, a predicted model, not a curated record